CAGUACUAUUGUCUACUUUGCUAACUGUUUACGGAUGUAAAAAAACGUGCGCAUGUUAAAAAAAGAACAACAAAACUGCUAUUGUUUUACAAAAUGACACAAAGAUAAUUUUAUCCGCUCCACUCACUGCUUGUGCACAAGCGAAAUCCGGAAUUAGUGAGUCGUAAAAAAGAGUUAACCAUUAUAGUAUAUGGUUCUGUGCCAAUGUAUCCGUACACCAAAUCUUCUUCCACUAGGUCAUGUUUCAGCGAAACCAAACUUUUCCAACGGACUACAAGCCAGUGCGGCAAAGUUAACUCAUCCAUGAGGUAGACCGGUACUGGUGGGAUAUUGUGGGAUGGCGGGGUUCAGAUGACGAAGCUCGUAACUAAAUCGACUCCAUCCUGCGUCAAAUCCAGUUUCAACAAGGCCAAAACGAGGACAUACCCAGGCAGCAACCAUGACCUUGUCUUAUCGAGCAGCUCAGUUCGCUUUCAUUUGGAAAAAAAUUGCAAGACCAAAGCGUUGAAGAAGUUUUAAAGGCUACAACUGGAGGUAAAUUCGCCACACUGACCUUGUUGGACUAUGAUGUAGACACCUUUGUAGGAACUUCAAAGAGGUGCUAACCUUGUCAACAGCCCAGGAAGUACUAGGGCGGAGAAAGAAGAAACAAUCAUGGGUCAAAUGGCUACCAACUAUUAAGGACCAUCACCAAAGAUCAGUCAAGACCUCGGUCAUCUAAGACAGCAACGGCCACUUUUACAAAGCGCUGCUGUACUUAACCGAUGGACUUAAUAUUGCAGAGAUCUAUAAAACUUCAAGCUGAAGACAGACGCUAACAUCUUUCAAAAUAACUAGACUAGAAUGUAUGAACCUGCAGACAUACUAGUCCUACGGGAGGAGGCCGAAAGAGCGGUGCGCCAGAAUUGUAUAACCAUCAGCCUAAUUAUCCACCCAAGCAAAGUCAUACAUGGACGCAUCAACACCACCACUGAAGAACAGGCUGGCUUCAGACCAGGUAGGAUCACGGUUGAGCCUGUCAACUGUCGAAUACUAAUAGAAAAACAUCUUCAGCAUUAGCGGGACCUUUAUCACAACUUCACAGAAAAAUACUUGAUAGAGUCUGACACGAGAGGCUAUGGUAUGCGACGAGAAAAUGCAAUAUUUAAGGUCUCAUCCAAGUCAUCGAAGCGCUGUAUAAUAGCUCAGGGAGAGCAAUACUGCUGGAUAACCAAAUAGGAUCUUUUUUUUCACACGCGAGCAGGAAUCCGUUAAGAGUGCCUGUGCUGUUCAACAUCUUUUUGGAGAACAUCAUGCGUGAAACUCUUGUACAGCCAUCUCAAUUUCAUUUCCAUCGGUGAAAGGCAGAUUUGUAACUCAAGCUUUCAUACCAUCUGAUAGCAGGCGCAAACAGAAAGUUCGAACGCAUAUUGGAUAGAGACCAGAUUUACUACGAAGCAUAAUCUGUUUAAGUCCCUAGUAGUACCGAUCUUCUUUUACGGAAGUGAAACGUGCUCUGCUUGCCGAUAUGAAGCCAACGAUGUUCUUAAUUUUAAAAUGGGCUGAAAUCAAAAGCUAUUGUAAAACUUCUUUAACCCGGGUUUCCUGACACCACACGACACAAAGAGAACGCUAAAGCUGUAGUUGCCAUGAAUUAAAUCAAUCACGCCUUACGGUUUUUCCCCCCUGUGGGUCAUUUAUGCUUACUCACCUGUUUCCCCCUCCCAAUAAAUACACAAGAUGGUCCGUAUACCUCUUAGUGGUUAUCUACCUUAUGUUAUCGGGCGUGACGGUAAACGCGCUUGUUAUAAGUUUGGAUCAAAUGUCUUGGAUUCAGAUCCUGAAUCCGGCACGCUGCAUAUAGAACCUGUUUACUUGUCCGGUGCUUACUCUUAAAAUAACCUUAUGUGGUGUCUUAUAUGUACAUCACCAUCCUUGUUCAGAGAACUGAAAAUGUUAUCAUCUCCUCUAAACACCCCUGGGCCCGUAUUGCGUGGGGUUUGCUUCUAUUGUUACCUUUGCUGUUUUUCUUUAAGAAAUUUUGCAGUCUAGCUGGCACUGGAUGACACUGUGUCUUGACCGCGACCGUUGCCUGUCAACAGACAACGCCGUCAGUCAGUGAUGUUGAUGAGUGUGACUGCAAACUGCCGUUCACUCCACAUGCGCUUCUCUAGGGGGACUUCGCCUCCGCCUUGCAAACUUAAAAAAAAAAGACCAGCAGCGACAUGUUGACUCCAAAGCCCAUCCAUCACGUCCUCCACUGUCUUUAUGGCGCUUUUAUCUCGCUCCCCAUGUCUGCGCCGCCGCAGCCCAUGACAGCGCCCCCUGCCAACGGAAAACGGGGAACAGAAAAACGAAACAAGGUCUUCAGAUGGAAACUUCCCCACCGUCCGGAACUCGACGGGGAGCACGAAGGGAGGAGAAAAGGUGGAGGAUGGGCGUGACUGCGAAUCGCGAAGCUUGUCGAAAGCUGGCUGCGAUUUGUGAGUCGAGCUAGCACAGCGAUCGGCGGGUGUCUAAGUUCGUGUUGAUCGGCACCCGUGUGUGUGUGUGGCGCAGAGCUUCUCCUCGCACGCGCGCGGGGGUGUGAUCUUGCCUCACGACCGGAGAAGGUGGUGAAAGUUCUUUACGGCGCGUCGACUGUCGUGCGGCGCUGGACCAUGGAGCUGACGUUGCGGCUAUUCGCUGCGAUGGUCGUGACGCUCGUGUCGCUGUGUGACGCCUUUCCUGCUCACGGAGGCAGCUCAGAUAUCGUACAGGUCAUUACCUUGGAAAGUAACGAUGUCAGGCACAAGCGCUCCAUUGACAUGCCGGACAAACUUCACCUCCGAUUGGUCGGGAGCGGAAUGGAGACGGAGAUCCGGGUUAGACGCAGUCUGAAAGACAAACCAGAAGUUACAAACUUUCCGUUGUUUGUCAUAGAAAAUGGCACCAUCACAAGGAGAUACCUGGCGCCACUACAGACAGCUGCCAUCUAUUCUAAUGACACUCAAGGGCACACUUUCAUCGUCCGACGAAUGAUGGAUCGCGCCGAAUUCAUUCUGGAAGGAGUAUUAUGGGAUGGUUUGCAACAGUUUCAUAUUAUGCCAGACCAUGAUGCAGUGCACAGAAUCUACAAGCAAGAGCGAGUCAUGGACUUUAGAGGCGACUACAUCGAAAAUACAGUCUCCAGAAGCAAGGGCAGGCCAUCGCAACCGACCAGACGCAGACGACAGUCACAAGUGAGAGAAAAUGGCUUCACUUCCGGGUUGAGAUUAAAGACAACUGGAGUACCGAAGCUUGCCCGCUUGCUGAACAGAUGGGCUAAGAGGCUGGAGGCUACGCUCACAAAGAAGAAAAAGAUGAAGGAGAAGGAGUCAUCUAAUGACCAGAACGAGAAACAAACAGAGGAGAGGGAGAAGAAAGAUGCUGCAUUCAACACGGACUGGUGGAAAGCAAGGGGAAGGAGGAAAAGACAGGUGGAAACCGACUACGAAAUUGAAAUAUUUCUCGUUGCUGACUUCAGAGAUUAUUCUGGAUGGCUCAAUUACUAUGGAGGCAAUGCAACCCGCACAGAAGUGGAAAUGAAUCUUUACUAUGCUUUUGUCGCCAACUCAGUGGAUACUCUAUUUCAGAUCUCGCAAAGGUACCGCAGCAUCGGCAGUGUGGACCCUAAUCUCAAGAUCGAUGUUAUCAUCACUGGACUCCUCAUAGUCAAUUCUCGCGAUGACUCAUACUGGACCGAGAAUCAUGUCUUGAGUCCAGGCUCCACGUACGUCGAGGCCAGCGAAGCUUUGGACAGCUUCCGGACCUGGGUACGGAACGCACGCUCCAGCCUGCCGCCUUCUGACCACUGGAUGCUUUUCACCGGGUACGACAUCUACACAGACAAAAACCCCAACAUCGCAGGUCUGGCCAAGCUGGGUGGUCUAUGCAGCUAUCUGUCCGUGUCCAUCGUCGAGCAAGAUAACACCGCCAGUGUCGGCGCCACAGCUGCACACGAGCUGGGUCACAGCCUAUCUGCCCGUCAUGACGGCGAGGAGAAGGACUGUCGUGAUGAAGACAACUUCAUCAUGUCCCGCAAGCUCAAGACGCCUGAUGCGGAAAAACUGGCCUCGCGCCCCUGGCAGUUCUCCCAAUGUUCUGUGAAGGCCUUCCGCGAGUUCCUGUCACAGGUGAAGUGCGGACAGCGAGGUCCUGCACGGGGAUCAGCGCUGGCGACCGAGUUGGGUGGGGGUCAGGUCUUCUCAGCUGACCUUCAGUGUCAGCUCGCUCUAGGCAAGCAUUCGUACUUUGGCAGAAGUCUUCAAUCGACAGAGUCGUUCAGCAGCAUGUGCCGACGGUUGUACUGUGCCGUGCCAGGCGAGCCAGGCCUGUACCAAGCCAUCUUCGCCAUGGAAAAAACUACCUGCGGCGAUGGCAAGUGGUGUAUACAGGGAAAGUGCUCACCUGAUGCACGCGCCCCAAAAGUGAAAGACACAUGUCCACAGGGUGAUGACCCUACCGCCCCGUGUGUGGAAGAUGACUGCCGGUACUACACACAAAAGACACGUGACAUCUACUGCUGCCACACCUGUCGCCAGUAUGUCACCAGGGAAAUUAUUUUGUCGCCUAGUAACGUUCCUGUUUUGAUUCCCAUGCAGAAAGAACAAGGCUUACCUGCCUCUGAGGCAUCUUCAAACGCUAGCAGUUCUAGUCCGACUGCACUUAGAGCAAAUUUUACCAACACUGCAAGCCCACCCACAGACUCAUCGCUAUCACCAAGCACGACAAGCUUUUCUACCAGCGUAGAAACUUUCUCAGAUUUGUCAUCGACCACCAGCACACUUCCAACGUCAUCAACACCAUCGUCGACCUCCACAUCUUCAGAGGGAGAAGUCUUUUCUUUCCUCACUUCUACUAGCAGCUCUAGACCGUCGUCUCCGACGACAGAGACUAGGCAUGAAGUUUUGGCGUCCACUCCAGCAACGACAACGAUAUCUGAAAGUGCGUUGAAAACAACGCCUGCAAGUCCCAUGGGUUCAGAGGCCUAUUCCACUGCCACCGCCAGAGACAAAAUUCUGGAAGUGUCUACGAGUCGCACGUUGGACAAGACAGAAAAGUACCUGUCUCCUACACAAACUUCUGAUCUGAUGACCGGCACAGUCGGAAAGGUUUUAACUUCGAGAUUAACAACGGACACGUCUAAUAGGUACACGCCCAGAACAACAGUCUCUAGCAGUCCAGCAAACAGUCCGCACCCCGCAACACAGUCGCUGAAUGAUCUACGCUUGAUCGUCGCGCUGCAUGGCAUAGAACCAGUGCACGCGGCCAACGUUUGGCACGUCUACUAUAGUGUUCCGGGCCUUAGUCAUCCACCUACCGGCCCACAUACUUCACGUCCUUUCACUAGCCCUCCAACUUUACUACCUUCAGUCACAGACCUACAAACUACACCUUCAGCCACCAGCUCACAGGGUACACAUCCAGCCCCCGACCCAAAAAACAUUUAUCCAGCCACGGGCCCGCCCACAGCACAUUCAGCCAGUGAUCCACACACUACAGACCCAGUCACUGACUCGCACAUUACUCGUUCACCCAUUGACCCACAGACAGCGCAUCUGGCCGAAGACCUUCAGGCAGGAUACUUCCCACCGUUUCAACGACUUGCCUCUGCAGCUCUGUUCCCACAGCACAUCGCACGCUCAGCAAAUGGAGCGCCGUUUUCACACUCAGCGAACGAAGUCAAAUUGCCGGAUUCCAGAACAGAUCGCCAUUCUGAUGUCGUCACAAUAGCGCCAAACCUAAACUUUCGUGGUCUGGAAGGACUAUCGUUGCUGCUAGACCACCGCCUCAACGUUAAUGGCACUGGAUUCUUCAAUAAUGUUACGGGGCCUAUAGUCAACACCACACACGGAGAGGCAGAGUCUCCACAAGCUGGAAAGACCUCAGCUUCCAGUCUUUCCCUCGAAGCAGAGACGAUGAAUCCCGUGGCAGAAUGGAGGACGUUUGGUACAUAGGAGCAGACGGUGGUGCAAGGCCCUGACCAUCAGUUCGUGCGCAGAACUGCUUAACCCAUUCGCAGAUUUGACUCACGAUGGUGCAGCUGGAGAGUGUGAGUUAUGGUUAGGGUGCUAAUGUGUGAGUUUUUAGCAUGUUUGUGCGUGCGUGCAUGUGUGUGUAGGUGCUCGAGCGGUGCAGAUCCCGUGAGUCCUCGCUCCUAAUGGAAUACUCGAGUACCAGAAUAGCAGAACAGAAACAUCUGUGACCAGACGCUGUGAGAAACUGAUCUAAGCAAUUCAUCAUUAGCUUGCUUAACUAAUUUAUUUGGAUCUCUAUCGAAAAGGCUGUUAAAAAAGUUUGACUCAUGAAACACAUUUCGCAGCAAUAUAUAAGGAGUUUCGAUGUUUAACAAGUCAGUCCUAUAUAGAACUUUGUUUUACAAAAAAUAGUAAAGGAGGCAUCGUGGCGUAUGGUCCUCAAAACUCAUUUAUCUCGAGGCCAGCUGUUUAUGAGGACGAUGCCCAUCUCCUUACCCUAGCUGCCUUACUUUCCCAGCACUCUGCAGUCAGGUACCCACACCACAGCUAAGUCGACUAGGGAAAUAGAGCUUUGCCAAUACACGCUUUUGUAAUUGUGUUCAGGAAAGUGCGUGUGUGCUUGUGCGUAUACAUAGUGAUCGGAUUAUUAAGAUUUUAGAGUCCGUAAAAUGCGUUGCACAUGCUGUUGGGAAUACAUAUGUACUUUUCAUGUAUUUAGCAUCAUUGCUGUUUGCCUCCUAUACUGUUUUUGAUAAUGUUAUCGUCACAGUUCACGUACUUUUCGCAAAUUUUUUCUGCUCCAUGGCCGAAGGGUUUAAAAUUGUAUCAAAAAUGUUCGCCUACUGUAAGCUGUUUCAAACGUCAGAUUCCUAUUACAUUCAGUUCACAGUUGUGCCCAAACUUAAAACUUCCCGUUUAUUCGCCCAUUUAGCAAGAAGACCCACGCGAUCCCCGGCCUUUAUUUUCUGGCGUCGUCUCUCUCUCUUUUUUAACCAGUGUCGUGCACUGCUGCUGACGUUCUCUCGAGUUUUUGAAGAACCAAAUUAUGACGGUACAGUAACCGUCACCACUGUGUGCAAGUUUCAAGCGGAUAGACCUAAACACGAAUGGAUCGUUAAAAAACGUGACCCUCAUGUCCCAGUCUCAUCAUGGACUUUCGUGGUCUCACCUGACAAGACAAAGACGACCACGACGCCGUGCCUAGUGCUUGCGGAUUUUCUCUCAAGUUCGUUUUCACUCAUUUAACCACUUCACUUCUGUCUCAUGCCUGCAGGCUCUUUAUUAAGUUCGCGAUUAUAUCAUAAGGAAUGCCAUAUUUACUAGUAAAGCCCAGACUUUCGGAUCUUGCAAGUUUAAGACAGCAGCAUUUAACAUCUUACGGUCACCGCUCUAGAUAAAGUUCGGCAUAGUCACCAAGAUAUUUCCGUCUUACACCUGAUAAUCAUCGUCACUGUAUCUAUAUUAAUAAGUGCCUCCCUUUUGUCUCACUUUUUACUAUGUUCACUUCUCCAAAAAGUGCACACACUUCCUUUUGUGUGGUGUCUACGUUACGUAAUGUUCCAACUCUUAAAAUAAAAUAAAAAAGUUGGCAGUG
Messenger RNA from Pomacea canaliculata, 7572 nucleotides. RefSeq lists its product as uncharacterized. Gene Ontology annotation, molecular function: metalloendopeptidase activity. The record is from RefSeq and is a predicted model, not a curated record. The transcript is spliced from 18 exons. Bases 2640 to 5957 code for a protein of 1105 amino acids. NCBI's taxonomy places the organism in Eukaryota, Metazoa, Mollusca, Gastropoda, Architaenioglossa, Ampullariidae. Gene Ontology annotation, biological process: proteolysis.